GCGGUGUAAAUGUGCUGCGGCCCCUUUAAGCGCGACUCCAUUUUUCAGCUAAAUUUUUUAUCAAAGUUCCUGAAAAACUUGAAGGCUCCGAAUCCAGUCCGACUUUAUUAACGAGACGGAUUAACGGAGGGACUUCAGCAGUUAUCCGGCUGAUAUUAAACAACGAAACUACCUACCAUUAGUCUCUUAUUGUUAUCAUCGUCAUCUUUUCAUCAGCAUCUGAGUUUGGAUCAACCCGGAGCAGACAUGACGAAUCUGUGUGGCUCUGCUGAUGUGAGGUCUUUGAUGUCCCAGCGCUCUCUGCCUGGCACACCAGUCACCCACAAGCACCUGCCCAUCGACCUGCGCACAUCCAUGGACGGCAAAUACAAGGAGAUCGCGGAGGAGCUGAUGGCGAUGAGUCUAACAGACAGCGACAUGCGUUGCGCUCCGUACGAGUUUCCUGAAGAGAGUCCCAUUGAACAGCUGGAGGAGAAACGCCACCGUCUGGAGCGACAGAUCAGUCAGGACGUCAAGCUUGAACCAGAGAUUCUGCUGCGAGCGAAACAAGACUUCAUGAAAAUAGACAGCGCAGCAGACCUGGAGAGUCUGAAGGACAGUCAUGUGGACGUGGUGGACCACCAUCAUAUGGAGCGAGAUCCGCUGGUGGAGAAAAAUUUCCAGCGCGUGACCAUCUCAGGAGACGAGAAGUGUGGGGUGCCGUUCACGGAUCUGGUGGAUGCAGCGAAGUGUGUCGUGAAGGCCUUGUUCAUCAGAGAGAAGUACAUGGCUCUUUCUCUGCAGUCCUUCUGUAAAACCACUGCAAAAUCCCUGCAGGAGCUCAGCCAGAGACCGCUGGACGUCGACGUGUACGAGGACCUUCACGACAGUCCCGUCGACUCAGACAUGUCCGUUCACCCGCCUGUGUCAGACACACACCCGUACGAGGGGCAGGACAUGAAGAACCUGCCGCCUGACUCUGGAUACAGCUGCAGAAUGGUGGAUGGAGUCAUUCAUGUCUACACUGCACAAAACCCCAUGGACAAGAGCACCGAGCUGGACCUGCCCUAUCCAGACCUGCAGGAAUACAUCGCAGACAUGAACGUGAUGAUGGCGCUCAUCAUUAACGGCCCCGUGAAGUCGUUCUGUUACCGGCGGCUGCAGUAUCUGAGCUCUAAGUUUCAGAUGCACGUCCUGCUGAACGAGAUGAAGGAGCUCGCCGCGCAGAAGAAGGUCCCACACAGAGACUUCUACAACAUACGCAAGGUGGACACACACAUCCACGCCUCGUCCUGCAUGAACCAGAAGCACCUGCUGCGCUUCAUCAAGAGCGCCAUGAAGAAGUAUCCGGACGAGAUCGUGCACAUGGAGGGCGGCCGCGGCCAGACGCUCACCGAGGUGUUCGAGGAGAUCAACCUGACGGCGUACGACCUGAGCGUGGACACGCUGGACAUGCACGCGGACAGGAACACCUUCCACCGCUUCGACAAAUUCAACUCCAAAUACAACCCCAUCGGAGAGUCCAUCCUCAGAGAGAUCUUCAUCAAGACCGACAACCACAUCCAGGGGAAGUACUUCGGACACAUCAUCAAGGAAGUGAUGUCAGACCUGGAGGAGAGUAAGUAUCAGAACGCUGAGCUGCGUCUGUCCAUUUACGGCCGAUCCAUGGAUGAGUGGGACAAUCUAGCGCUGUGGGCCGUCUCUCACUCCGUCUACUCCGACAACGUGCGCUGGCUCGUGCAGAUCCCACGACUCUUUGAUGUUUACCGCUCUAAGCAGCAGCUGAGUAACUUCCAGCAGAUGCUGGAGAACAUCUUCCUUCCACUGUUUGAGGUCACCAUCAAUCCCAGCAGCCACCCGCAGCUACACCUGUUCCUGCAGCACGUGUUGGGAUUCGACAGUGUGGAUGACGAGUCCAAACCGGAGCAUCACGUCUUCAACCUGGACAGUCCGUCUCCGGAGCGCUGGUGUGACGACAACAACCCGCCGUACUCGUACUACCUGUACUACAUGUACGCCAACAUGACCGUCCUCAACCACCUGCGCAGGAGGCGGGGCUUCCACACCUUCGUGCUGCGACCUCACUGUGGGGAGGCGGGGCCUAUUCAUCACCUGGUGUCUGGAUUCAUGCUGUCAGAAAACAUCUCACAUGGACUACUGCUCAGAAAGGCUCCGGUCCUGCAGUAUCUGUAUUACCUGGCUCAGGUGGGCAUCGCCAUGUCUCCGCUCAGCAACAACAGUCUGUUUCUGAGUUACCAUCGCAACCCUCUGCCCGAGUAUCUGUCCCGCGGCCUGAUGGUGUCUCUGUCCACCGACGACCCGCUGCAGUUCCACUUCACCAAGGAGCCUCUGAUGGAGGAGUACAGCAUCGCCGCUCAGGUCUGGAAACUCAGCUCAUGUGACAUGUGUGAACUCGCCAGAAACAGUGUGUUAAUGAGCGGCUUCUCACACAAGACUAAGAGUCAUUGGCUGGGUCCUGAUUACACUAAAGAGGGUCCCGUCAGUAACGACAUCCGGCGCACAAACGUCCCGGACAUCCGCGUGGGGUAUCGAUACGAGACUCUGAGUGAGGAACUGCACCUGAUCACGCAGGCCGUCCGAACGCAGGAGCUGGACAGAAUCGACGAGGAGGACAGCCUGUCAUUCACAUCCAGCCAAUCAGCACCCUAGAGACGAGCCAUGAAUCUGCCCACACUUUGCCUGUCCAAUCAGCAAGCUCAAGACGAGCCAUGACCCCGCCUGUACAAUCAACACGCUCAAGAUCAGAUCUGACCACGCCCGCACCCCGCCUCUCCAAUCAGCACACUCGAGAUCAGAUCUGACCAUGCCCAUACCUGUAUGUCCAAUCAGCACGCUCGAGAUCAGAUCUGACCACGCCCACACCUGUCUGUCCAAUCAGCACACUUGAGAUCUGAUUUGACCAAGCCCACACACCCCUGUCCAAUCAGCAUGCUCGAGAUCAGAUCUAACCACGCCCACACACCCCUGUCCAAUCAGCACGCUCAAGAUCAGAUUUGACCACACCCAAACACCCCUGUCUAAUCAGCACGCUCGAGAUCAGAUUUGAUCACGCCCAUACCCUACCUGUCCAAUCAGCACACUCGAGAUCAGAUCUGACCACGCCCACACACCCCUGUCCAAUCAGCACAUUCUAGAUCAGAUCUAACCACGCCCACACCCGCCUGUUCAAUCAGCACACUCGAGAUCAGAUCUGACCAUGCCCAUACCUGUAUGUCCAAUCAGCACGCUCGAGAUCAGAUCUGACCACGCCCACACCUGUCUGUCCAAUCAGCACACUUGAGAUCUGAUUUGACCAAGCCCACACACCCCUGUCCAAUCAGCAUGCUCGAGAUCAGAUCUAACCACGCCCACACACCCCUGUCCAAUCAGCACGCUCAAGAUCAGAUUUGACCACGCCCACACACCCCUGUCUAAUCAGCACGCUCGAGAUCAGAUUUGAUCACGCCCAUACCCUACCUGUCCAAUCAGCACAC
Messenger RNA from Carassius carassius (crucian carp), 3473 nucleotides. RefSeq names its product adenosine monophosphate deaminase 2a (gene ampd2a). Gene Ontology annotation, cellular component: cytosol. Lineage: Eukaryota; Metazoa; Chordata; Actinopteri; Cypriniformes; Cyprinidae. The record is from RefSeq and is a predicted model, not a curated record. Gene Ontology annotation, molecular function: AMP deaminase activity. The transcript has 18 exons. Gene Ontology annotation, biological process: IMP salvage; AMP metabolic process. The coding region runs from base 247 to 2649 and encodes 800 amino acids.